Molecule: messenger RNA, 1374 nt
Organism: Macrosiphum euphorbiae (potato aphid)
Lineage: Eukaryota; Metazoa; Arthropoda; Insecta; Hemiptera; Aphididae
Source: the annotation of a GenBank genome assembly
AUGGAACAGUCACAACCCUUUAAAAAGAAAAGGAAAUGUGUUACCGACCAUGACAGACACCGGGAAAGUGCCCUAAAAUCAAUACUCGUUAAGGAUUUACCCAUAUAUGAUAUCCGCUGGAAUCUAGGGUUCCUUAAUAAAUUGUAUGAACCAGUACUGUGUAAGGGAGCUCCUGUAAACGGGUAUCUGUCAAGUGCAGAUGUAUUAAACAAAGUUAUCUUUAAGGUGUUUAUGUCGUACUCAGACGCUUUCCAGCUAGGAUUCACAUCCCAUCCACUUCAAAAUGUUAUUCUGAAACCAGGGAAUUAUUUAGAAUUUUCAGAAUGUCGUUUCGUUAGGAAAAUGAGUGACACAAAUCUGCCUCCAAAUGAUUAUGGUAUUUACGAAGUGCAUAUACCUGAAAACAAAACACUCGAAGAUAUUAACACCUUAAAAAUUAUUAAUUGGUUAUGGGUCAAUCAGCGUCACAACUAUGACGGCUGGAUGAAGAUGAUAAGAGUGAUGGUCUUGACUGGACGCCAAAUGCAAGGACGUCCAAUUGAAAAUGACCUUAACAAAAAAUGUAUUUCUACAAGGGUAUCAGUGAAUGCAUUGAUUGGUGACCGAGGCCUAUGCCAUGGUUUAUGUGAUCUUAAAGUUCCGAAACUUUUAAUCGACCGAUCCACAGGAUUAUACAAUUGGCCCGGAUGGGCCUUGACUUUUGAUACGGAUGAAAACAGUUCAUUUCACUCGAGUUCACCCGAUAAUAGUGACUUCGGCACGGAUAGCGCCGACAGCGGACCCAUCGGGGUAGCAUGCAAUCGCCCACGUAUAACGGGUUUUACGUCUUUUACUGAGACAUCUAGUGAAUCCUCGAGUGAAGCUUCGAGUAAAUCAAAAACUAGCAGACUGGACGUUUUUAUUAAUGGCCGCGGCGGAGACUACUGGGAUCGACGUAUGCGUAAACGGUUCGAUUUGUACAUGCGCACAUCGUUCAAUGAACGACGUAUUCGUGGAGCCAUUCGCGAGGCAAGGCGCAAGGUGCGUCUCCAAUAUGACAGUGAACGUCGUUCGAUGGAGCCGCUCUUCGACGCGGAAGCGAAGCGCGCAGAAGCGUUGGCUGCUGAGCGUGUGCGUUCCAAAGUGAGACACCAAAACGAAACACUUCGAGUCAAUAAUUAUCCCGCACCAAGGGGAAAAUCAAUUGAACAUUAUUUGUAUCGGUAUAAACAGCUUAAUCACAAAUUAAAAUCACAGUUGGAGUGUUCGUGGACAAGGUAUUACGGCAAAAAGUUAAUUCCUACAAAUAUAAAUAAAUCGGAGCACCGAAACGAUAUAUCGUUGAAAUGUUGGGUAUCACCAGUUCCCUGGAUUCAUCAAACCGGAAUAAAGUGA